Blepharisma stoltei is the source of this 660-nucleotide messenger RNA. NCBI's taxonomy places the organism in Eukaryota, Ciliophora, Heterotrichea, Heterotrichida, Blepharismidae. The record is from the annotation of a GenBank genome assembly.
AUGCAACAACCAAUUCUUGGAUACUGGGAAAUCCGUGGCUACGCGGAGCCUCUUAGAAUGCUUCUUGCUCACUUUGGAGUUGCUUUUGAAGAUAAACAAUACAUCUUAGGUCCUGCUCCAGAUUUCGAUAGAUCAGAUUGGCUCAAUGUUAAAGAAACUUUAGGAUUUGAUUUUCCUAAUUUGCCUUAUUUUAUUGACGAAAACAUCAAGCUAACUGAAACAUUAGCAAUAUACGAGUACAUCUGUGCUAAAUAUAAUCCUUCUUAUCUUGGCAAUACCAUUGUGGAAAAAGCUUACGUAGCGAUGAUCACAGGGGUUCUAAGAGAUUUCAAUAGUGCUAUUGGAAGAGCCUGCUAUAGUCAAGAUGCAGCGACCCUUAUACCUCUAGCUCUAGAAAGUCAAAAGCCAGUGUUAGCAAGAUUUGUGAAAUAUAUUGAAGGAAAAACAUUUUUAGUUGGAGAUCAUCCUACCUAUGUCGACUUUUAUUUUUAUGAGUCACUUGAUAGACUUGAUGCUAUUGAUCCAAGCUAUCUAGCUGGAAUUUCACCAUUAUUUGAAGCUUAUAAAAGCCAUAUAAGAAGCUUGACUCAUGUCGAAGAAUUUGUUUCAAGACCUAAUAGACUACAUUUCCAAGGCCCUGCAGCUGGUUGGAGAGGAUAA